Musca domestica (house fly) is the source of this 793-nucleotide messenger RNA. Its product is annotated as endocuticle structural glycoprotein SgAbd-2-like. Gene Ontology annotation, cellular component: chitin-based extracellular matrix. The transcript is spliced from 3 exons. The coding region runs from base 84 to 503 and encodes 139 amino acids. Lineage: Eukaryota; Metazoa; Arthropoda; Insecta; Diptera; Muscidae. Gene Ontology annotation, molecular function: structural constituent of chitin-based larval cuticle. The record is from RefSeq and is a predicted model, not a curated record.
CGAGAACACUGAACACUGUGUGUGAUAUUCUUCGAGUUGAACCAACAAAAAUCAGGAUAUCGAAAUCCUUAAUUUAGAAUAAAAUGAAUAAUUUAAUAUUCCUGACAUUGGCUUUAUUUUUGGUAGUUGUAGCUGCUCGACCACAAGAAGUCAUACCAAUUCUAAGGCAAGAGCAAGAAGUAAAUUUUGAUGGUUCCUACAAGUAUUCAUACGAAACUGGUAAUGGAAUCAUAGCCGAAGAACAGGGUUAUCUUAAAAAUCCAGGCAGCAAUGCAGAAGCGCAGGUUGCCGAAGGUUUCUUCUCCUAUACAGCACCUGAUGGCACUCCCAUUCGCAUAACCUAUGCGGCCGAUGAGAAUGGCUUUGUUCCUCAGGGUGAUCAUAUUCCCACACCACCACCAAUUCCAGAGGCCAUACAAAAGGCUUUGGCCUAUUUGGCCACUGCACCUCCACCACCCCAAGAGCCCUCAUCCGGUGGACGCAACACAUUCGGACGAGGUUAAAUAUCAACGAUUUGGAAAACAAAUUUUGUAAAUAUUUUCUCUCCCACAUCCACUGAACCCACCCACGCCCACAUCUUUAGAAAUGCGUCGUAUGCUGUCAUAAGAGUUUUAUCGUGUAUAGGAUUUGAAGAAAUUACAUUUUCAUUUAUUUCAACUUUAAGUCAUUUUAAUGUGAAUUGUGUAAGCGUUAUAAAUAUUAUAUGUAUAUUUGUAUAUUUUAGCCAUGUUUUACUUAUUCUGUAAUUGUUUUAUAUAAACACAGCAAUGAAUAAAGUCGUCAAGAACUUUUA